AGUUAUUAUUGUUUCUUGUUUUUCUUUCUUCCCAUCCAAAUUCACGAGGCUCAACCUCUUCUCCUCGUAAGAAAAAACGAAAUUGUUCAUUUGAUUUUCUGAAAGGAAAAAAAGAAGAUAAUUUGAUGGGUUCAGAGACAUUUCUCGAAGUGAUUCUGGCAAUACUUGUGCCGCCUGUUGGGGUCUUCCUCAGAUACGGCCUCGGAAUAGAAUUUUGGAUCGAUCUUUUGCUAACGAUCUUGGGAUACUUACCGGGGAUAAUAUAUGCUAUAUAUGUGAUAGUCGUAUAAAAUCCCCGGUGCCGUGGCCGGAGGCGAUGGGGUCUUGCUCUGUACAUAAUGAUUUCAAGGCAAGUCUGUUGUUGUUGUAGUUGUUGUUGGUCGAUUGCACGAUAAUUUUUUAUUUUCUGUGCAAUCGAAUCAUGUAAUUUGUAGUGAAAAUUCUCGUCUAGCUGCUUUCAAGAAACCGGAGAAAAUAUUUUUAGAAAUUAGUGUUCUUGCUAAAGGAUUAAUUCUUAAUUUCGCAUUGAAGGGCAAAGUGCAGUGGGAUUCUCAAAAUUCAUAGCUCUUAAUUAGAAUCACAUUUCCCGUCUUGAUGUUCGGGCUAUGCAUAUUGUAUAUAUGUAUUGUUUAGCUAUUUGUAUUUUAUGUAUUAUUUAUUUUUUCCACUAGCAACAUAGUGUAGUUCCAAGAUUCUAAAUACUAUAAGAUGCAACUCUUUUGCAAUUCGAAAUUUAA
Salvia miltiorrhiza (redroot sage) is the source of this 737-nucleotide messenger RNA. RefSeq names its product salt stress-induced hydrophobic peptide ESI3-like. NCBI's taxonomy places the organism in Eukaryota, Viridiplantae, Streptophyta, Magnoliopsida, Lamiales, Lamiaceae. The transcript has 2 exons. The record is from RefSeq and is a predicted model, not a curated record. Gene Ontology annotation, cellular component: membrane. The coding region runs from base 126 to 290 and encodes 54 amino acids.